CUCGUGCGCUAUGGGUACCGAGCUUCGAAAGGCUGCUGAGGCGGACCCAGACGUAGGAGAUCUCAUCGGAACCAUCAACAAAUGGCUCAGCUGCUGGCGAGCGACUCUCAUGGAGUUCGGUAUCACGGCACUCGACUUGCCCAAUAGUCCGCCCGACAGGCUCGCAACGCACACGGUGUUUAUCGAGCUUGAACGCCGUGACCCCAGGCCGUCCAAUCGCGCAACAAUGCUCCGGAUGUGCAGCGGCAGCGUCUUCUCGCGCGAAGAACUCUGCGACGUGCUGCGCGACGCGGACAUGAACGAGGAGCACAUCGAGAACUGGAAGCGCGACAAUCGCGGCGACCACACACUGCAGGUGAACCUGAUGUGCGAGGGCCACUUCCGCAGCCUCUGGGUAUCGUUCCGCAACCUUGCGCCCCGACAGGCCGUUGAUAAGAAGGUGUCAAAGGUGCUCUCGAAGACGUGGGCACGCGUGCUCCGGCAGCGGAUCGAACUCGGUCGUCCGAUGCUUGACAGCCCCGACGGCGACUUCUUCCCGUAACACUGGGGAUGUGUUUGCUCUUCCAUAGGUUGAGAUCACAAUUAUUGAUUAUCAC
Messenger RNA from Phanerochaete carnosa HHB-10118-sp, 596 nucleotides. RefSeq lists its product as uncharacterized. The coding region runs from base 11 to 541 and encodes 176 amino acids. Lineage: Eukaryota; Fungi; Basidiomycota; Agaricomycetes; Polyporales; Phanerochaetaceae. The record is from RefSeq and is a predicted model, not a curated record. The transcript is spliced from 3 exons.